CCCGCUCAAGCCGAUCAGAAAGACAACAAAAAGAUAUCCGCGAUUUUUCUCAAAGAGGAGAGCGAGCGAGCGAGCGAGCGAGAGAGAGAGAGAGAUUCGUGAUAGUUUAAAGAGAAGAAAGAAGGGGAAGAAAGGGGGAAGAGAGAGAGAGAGAGAGAGGAAGGGGAAUAAAGGGUGAGGGGCUCGAAUCUUCUUCGGAUCGCUUUCGAAUCUCUAAUCAGUUGGGCAUUGAUAGAUUCGAGCUUCGAUUCGGAUCGGACCGGAGGUCUUCUGGGCGGAAAUGGUGGGGGAUAGUGGGGUCUGCUAAGGGUCGGAAGGCGGUGGGGUUGGUGGAAGGAAGAGGGGGUGGUGGGAUUUCGAUGGAUCUGGUGGAUUAGUGGUGAGUUUGGGGAGGAAGGUUGGUGGCCGUGGAAAUGGACUUGAUUGUGCCGUGGUUUCUAUGGCUGGUCCUGGUGUUCCACCCCUUCGGUAGGGUGCUUGCCAACACGGAAGGCGAUGCUUUGCAUAGUUUACGGGCCAACCUCAAUGAUCCGAAUAAUGUGCUGCAAAGUUGGGAUCCAACUCUGGUCAAUCCAUGCACAUGGUUCCAUGUUACAUGUAACAAUGACAAUAGUGUUAUUAGAGUUGAUCUUGGAAAUGCAGCGUUAUCUGGUACGUUGGUCCCCCAGCUUGGUCAGCUGAAAAACCUGCAAUACUUGGAACUUUAUAGCAAUAAAAUUAGUGGAACAAUUCCUAGUGACCUGGGAAAUCUGACAAACCUGGUGAGCUUGGAUCUGUACUUAAACAGUUUCACUGGGGAAAUACCUGACUCACUGGGAAAUCUUUCAAAACUCCGUUUCCUCCGGCUUAACAACAAUAGUCUGUCGGGUGUUAUCCCUCUAUCAUUAACUACCAUCGGUGCUCUCCAAGUUCUGGAUCUGUCGAACAACAAACUCAGAGGACUUGUUCCAUCAAAUGGCUCUUUUUCACUGUUCACCCCCAUCAGUUUUGCUAACAACCCUCAAUUAUGUGGCCCGGCUACCACAACACCUUGUCCGGGUUCUCCUCCAUUUUCUCCACCGCCUCCAUACAAUCCAACACCAGUCUCAUCACCAGGAAAGAGUGUCUCUAGCACAGGAGCAAUUGCUGGGGGGGUUGCUGCAGGUGCUGCUUUGUUGUUUGCUGCACCGGCAAUUGGAUUUGCAUGGUGGCGUCGCCGUAAACCACAAGAACAUUUCUUUGAUGUAGCUGCUGAGGAGGACCCCGAAGUUCAUCUGGGCCAGCUUAAAAAGUUUACAUUGCGAGAUCUGCAAGUUGCAACUGAUGGUUUUAGCAAUAAGAACAUUCUGGGCAGAGGAGGGUUUGGAAAGGUCUAUAAAGGACGACUUACAGAUGGUUCAUUAGUGGCAGUAAAAAGACUAAAAGAAGAGCGAACACCAGGUGGGGAACUUCAGUUUCAGACAGAAGUUGAGAUGAUUAGCAUGGCUGUACAUCGAAACUUGCUCCGUCUACGUGGGUUUUGCAUGACACCAACAGAGCGGUUGCUUGUCUAUCCCUACAUGGCUAAUGGAAGUGUUGCAUCAUGCUUGAGGGAGAGGCCUCCAUCUGAACCACCACUUCCUUGGCCAACUCGAAGAAGAAUUGCGCUGGGUUCUGCAAGAGGACUGUCUUAUUUGCAUGAUCAUUGUGAUCCAAAGAUUAUUCAUCGUGAUGUCAAAGCUGCAAAUAUUUUAUUGGAUGAAGAGUAUGAGGCGGUUGUUGGAGACUUUGGCUUGGCUAAACUUAUGGACUACAAGGAUACCCAUGUAACAACAGCGGUCCGUGGAACGAUUGGGCACAUUGCUCCAGAGUAUCUAUCCACAGGAAAAUCUUCGGAAAAGACUGAUGUUUUUGGGUAUGGAAUCAUGCUUCUUGAGCUCAUUACAGGACAAAGGGCAUUUGAUCUUGCUCGUCUCGCAAAUGAUGAUGACGUAAUGUUGCUUGACUGGGUGAAAGGACUCCUGAAGGAGAAAAGGCUGGAAAUGUUGGUUGACCCUGAUCUACAGAACGAAUAUGUAGAAUCUGAGGUGGAGUCACUCAUACAGGUUGCUCUGCUCUGCACACAGGGCUCCCCAAUGGAUCGGCCAAAAAUGUCAGAGGUGGUCAGAAUGCUUGAAGGUGAUGGGCUUGCCGAGAGAUGGGAGGAAUGGCAGCAAGUCGAGGUGGUACACCAGGAGAUGGAGAUGACCCCAACCCGUGGCUCUGAAUGGAUUGUUGACUCUACCGACAACCUUCAUGCAGUUGAAUUGUCAGGUCCAAGGUGACCGUCAAAGUGCAUUUAAAAGAUAUUGUUUACAGCUUCUUCCCCCCUUGUUUCUUCUAUAAGCUCAUUCUGUAUCCAAGUGAAAUACAUCUAUGUGCAUAUGAAUCUAUGGGGCCAUUGUAUCAUCUUCAGCAAUUUAUUGAUUGUUAAGUGCUUUCUUUUCCCUUUUCUA
Phoenix dactylifera (date palm) is the source of this 2453-nucleotide messenger RNA. RefSeq names its product LRR receptor kinase BAK1-like. Gene Ontology annotation, molecular function: protein binding; protein kinase activity; ATP binding. The record is from RefSeq and is a predicted model, not a curated record. Gene Ontology annotation, biological process: protein phosphorylation. NCBI's taxonomy places the organism in Eukaryota, Viridiplantae, Streptophyta, Magnoliopsida, Arecales, Arecaceae.